Molecule: messenger RNA, 1029 nt
Organism: Eptesicus fuscus (big brown bat)
Lineage: Eukaryota; Metazoa; Chordata; Mammalia; Chiroptera; Vespertilionidae
Gene: GUK1
Product: guanylate kinase 1
Exons: 8
Coding region: 66-863 (265 amino acids)
Biological process (GO): purine nucleotide metabolic process
Cellular component (GO): cytosol
Molecular function (GO): GMP kinase activity
Source: RefSeq, a predicted model, not a curated record
ACGAGCGGAAGUGGGCCGGCGCGGCGCUGCGACGCACGUCUCCGAGGGUGGCGCCGUGGCCCCUUAUGCUGCGGCGCCCGCUGGCGGGGCUGGCGGCUGCCGCCCUGGGCCGCGCCCCCGCAGACGGUGAGUGGCGUCUGAGCGCACGCAGGCUCCGGAGGCCCUUCCUGCGCGCCGCCGCGACCCGCAUGGUUGGAGCCGUUCGCGUUCCGCUCUCUCCCUGCACCCAGGACGUGGCUUCCCGCGUGCUCCAGGGGAUGUCAGGACCAAGGCCUGUUGUCCUGAGUGGACCUUCUGGGGCCGGAAAGAGCACCCUGCUCAAGAGACUUCUGCAGGAGCACGGCAGCAUCUUCGGAUUCAGCGUGUCCCACACCACGAGGGACCCGAGGCCUGGAGAGGAGAAUGGCAAAGAUUACUACUUUGUGACCAGGGAGGUGAUGCAGCGGGACAUUGCUGCCGGGGACUUCAUCGAGCACGCUGAGUUCUCGGGGAACCUGUAUGGGACUAGCAAAGCGGCUGUGCGAGUGGUGCAGGCCAUGAACCGGAUCUGCGUGCUGGAUGUGGACCUCCAGGGAGUGCGAAACUUAAAGAAGACGGACCUGAGGCCCAUCUACAUCUUCGUGCAGCCACCCUCGCUGGAAGUCCUGGCACCUCAGGAACAGAGGUUGCGGCAGCGGAACACGGAGACAGAGGAGAGCCUGGCCAAGCGGUUGGUCGCUGCCCAGGCCGACAUGGAAAGCAGCAAGGAGCCCGGUCUGUUUGACCUGAUCAUUGUCAACGACAACCUGGACAAGGCCUACUGGAGCCUGAAGGAGGCACUCUCGGAGGAAAUUAAGAAGGCCCAAGGGACUGGCUGCUCCUGAGGAUGCCCAUGGCUGUGUCCUCCCUGGACAGGACCCUGCACCCACCCUGGUGGCCAGGGUGCCCCUGACAAGGUUGGCUCUGCCAGCUUCCUUCUGGAUGCCCCUGAUCAGUCCCACUCUCCUGUGGGACCUGGGCCCUCAUCCUAAUAAAGAGCUGCUAGUUAGA